Messenger RNA from Chara braunii, 2142 nucleotides. Lineage: Eukaryota; Viridiplantae; Streptophyta; Charophyceae; Charales; Characeae. The record is from the annotation of a GenBank genome assembly.
GCGUAGUUUCGGCGAAGUACAGUCCGGAGAGCGAAAGUGCGAAGGAGGGUUGGGGGUGGGGUGAGAGGCUGUGCGAUGGGCGAGAAGGAAUGACGACGGAGGGAGAGGAAACCGCGUCUGUUCACCUCGGCGCGUGCGGAAGGCGAGUUCUUGACAAGGGGGGAGCUCUGCUGUGGGAAGAGACGGUUGGUUCGAGCAACAGCUUGGAAUGGGAAAAGGGAGUGACGAUAGAGGCUGUUGGCUUGAUACCCCUGCGGAUGACCAAGGAUAUGGAGGCUCUUUGAACCUUAUGCCAGGUCGGAGUAUCAAGAAAUGCUCCAAGGCCGCAGCGACAUGGAAAACGGCCGCCAUAUACGCAGCUACAGCCCUUCUUGGCUGCUGUUGGUUCGCCAUCGCAGUCGUGAUGACCAUGAGAGGCGGGACGGGGAGGGGUCGGACUUGUUGGGGGGGUCUGGGCUCAGCUGCAGUCGGAGUGCCAAGCAGGAGAGCAGAGGUGCGGAUCGGACCCGCCGUAACGUCAGACUCCCUAGACUUGCAGCGGCGUCAGGGAAGCAAGGACGAAGAAGCGGUGGCAGCGCAUGGCGGACGGGACAUGGCAAGGGUGCUGGUUGAGCAGACAUCGCCGUCGGACUUCCUGAAGGUGUACGGUACAGAGCUGCUGAAGACAAAGCGGCUCGUGCUUCACCAUACACCCCAGCUCCCUGUGCUUGCGGACCUCAGCCCGUCAGACGAGAGGUACUGCAACUGGCUUUUCCGGGACUUGGUGUUCCCGCCAUCGCCGGACAACCUAAGUUCCAUGGUCUCCUUCUACUAUGUGCUGGAUGAACGCUGCUAUGCGAGCGGAAAUGGGACCGAAGACGAGUGGCUGAUGUCCAUCAGGAAGGCGAACGUGAAUAUCACGAGUUCUGAAGCUCAAGGCGCGGAGGCUCCGGCUGAUCUUGACGUCAUUACUUAUUGGUGGCCCCUUCGGGAACCGAAGGGACCAAGAAAAACUUUCCCUACAGUGUGGCAGAGGUAUAACAGCAGCAGUGUCCCCAUGGCUUCGUUUAUCGGAAUGGAGCUUUCCCGGCUUGGAACCAACCUAGUCUUUGCGACCCAUAGAACCAGCGGGACCAUGAAAGCGCAGGUCACGUUCCUUUCCACCGCCUACGGCAAUCGAUCUUCAGCGGCCAUAGAUUCAGAUUGGGCGGACGGCUUUGCGUUCAAUCCGCAGAAGACGAAGCUGUACCUUAGCGACCCGAAAGAUCAACCACGACUUCUCUCCUUUCCCCUGGGGCAGGAGGAGGUACCGCUGACGGACUUCCCUGUUUACAAGACGGAGCAGAUCUUCAGCGGCGGAGUCAAUGGUGGUGGUCCCAACGUCAGCAGUGUGAGAUUCGGCAGGCAGAGUCUGACGGCAGACGGGAAGUGUCUCUACUUCGUUGACUAUCUGUCGAACCGAUUGUGGGCGGCGAACCUUAGCUUGCCGCAGCUCAAUUUCACGCUGGUGGCGGGAACAGGAGAAGCCGGAAGGGAUGAUGGAUUGCCAUUCCAGGCCUCAUUUAAGGGCUUGCGAUCCGUGGUGGCGACUCCAGAUGGGUGCAAUCUAUUCACGACGGAGGUCAAUGCGCCGGGAGUUGUUCGCUGGCUCCAGCUUGAUGCGCCCUGCGGUAAGGCAAGGACCGUGGUCACCGUUGCGGAAUUGGUGAACUGGGGCCUCUGGAGUCUGGCCCUCCAUGACGAUGGGACCAAGCUGACACUGUAUGUGGGAUCCAACAGGGGACACCUGUUCCAGCUGGAGAUCGAUCGCGACGAUGACGAUGACGACUACGAGGAUGAUGAUGAGAAUGAUGAUGAGGAUGAUGAUGAGGAUGAUGAUGAGGAUGAGGAUGAUGAGGAUGAUGAUGAUGAGGAUGAUGAUUUCGAUGAUGAUGAUGAGGAGGAGGAGCCCAUAAUGAUAUGGUUGAUGCUUUUGGGCUGGAGUCGUAGUACAGCAAGUUCACGGGGAGGUUUGCGCAAUACACGAGUGCGUACCAGAUAAAGGAGCAGCCUCAGACUGACUGGCAACUCCGUCAAUCUGUCACUCCAUCCAACGGGGAUUGUUCAACAGACCAGCGAGGGGGAAAAAAAAAGAAGAAAAAAAAAUGAAAAAGACAACAGAUC